Molecule: messenger RNA, 2825 nt
Organism: Pantherophis guttatus
Lineage: Eukaryota; Metazoa; Chordata; Lepidosauria; Squamata; Colubridae
Product: 1-aminocyclopropane-1-carboxylate synthase-like protein 1
Biological process (GO): biosynthetic process; amino acid metabolic process
Molecular function (GO): pyridoxal phosphate binding; transaminase activity
Source: RefSeq, a predicted model, not a curated record
GCCUCAUCUUUACGUGUCAUCGCCGUCACUGACUCCUUCCUUUCGUGCGUUAUCCUCAAGCGGGCCGGCAAGGCCCUCGCCCUUCGUCUUUCCCCGCCGCAGGAUGACCGACUUCAGCGGAAGCUUGCCAAGCGUUGGCGGCGGCGAAGGACCCGGUCAGGGAGAACUAUCCGCUCGCGGAGCCCGCAUCGCCGAUGGCACCAAGGGCCUCCUGGACAAAGGCUUCGAUAGGUACCUCGACGACCCUUUCGACGCGGACCAAAACCCUCAGGGCAUUUUGAAUUUUGGAACAAGCGAGAACAAGCUUUGUUUUGAUUUACUACAGGAAAGGCUUUCGAAACCUGAUAUGAAUUAUUUGGAGCCUCAUUUACUCCAAUACUCGGAUACCCAAGGCAUUAAAAGCUUCCGAGAAGAAAUUGCCAAAUUUCUUACUGAAUAUGCAAAUGCUUCAGUACCAUUAGAUCCAGAACAUAUUAUUGUGAUGAAUGGCUGCUGUGCUGUCUUUGCAACUCUUUCGACUGUGUUGUGUGAUCCUGGAGAUGGAUAUCUAAUUCCAACUCCAUAUUAUGGUGGCAUAAAUUCCAAAACUUGGCUAUAUGGUGGAAUGCAACCUAUUCAUGUACCAUUAUUCAGUGAGGUAGCUGACAAAGGAAGCCAGCCUUUUCAAUUAACAGUUGAAAAAUUAGAAGCUGCGUACAAGGGAGCCAGGAAAAAGGGCAUCCGAGUCAGAGCAUUAAUCCUGAUCAACCCUCACAAUCCAUUAGGGGACAUUUACCCAGCACAGUUACUGACAGAAUGUCUAGAGUUUGCGCACAGGUAUGAGUUACAUAUAAUAAUGGAUGAAAUUUACAUGCUGUCAGUAUAUGGUGAUACCACAUUUACAAGCAUCCUUAGCUUAAAGAGUUUACCUGAUCCAGAUCGAACCCAUUUUAUGUGGGGAUUUAGCAAGGAUUUUGGCAUGUGUGGUAUUCGAGUUGGAAUAUUAUACACCAGAAACCAUUACAUCAGGAAGGCAGUUAAUCAGCUUGUGGUUUUUCAUGGAUGUUCUGGCCCUGUACAGCAUGUUCUCCAACAAAUCCUUAAAGACAGAGACUGGCUGGAUAAUGUCUUUUUCCCAAUAAAUAAAAAAAGAUUAAAAGAAGCUCAAAACAUUCUUGUGGAUGGCCUUGCAGAUAUUGGAAUACCUGUUUUAAAAAGCUCAGGAGGGUUAUAUGUGUGGGCUGAUUUCAGGAAGUUUUUAAAAACACAGACAUUUGAAGCUGAAAUUGAUUUAUGGAUGAAGAUUCUUGACGAAAAACUUCUUAUUAGUCCUGGGAAGGCCUUCUGCUGUUACGAACCUGGAUGGUUUAGAAUAAUUUUCUCAGAUUCUGUACAUAAGAUUAUUUUGUGCAUUCAGAGACUUCAACAAUUGCUUUGUGAUAAAAUGGAUGAACCUGUUACUCUUUGUUCAUCUCCUGAAGGAAACAAAUGUACUGAGUCAGAUGACAAUGUUUCUGCUAACGUCAUAAAUACACCAGUGGAUGAUAUGUCAGAGGGUUAUUCACAGCUAAAGAAAAUAGCUGUUUUCUAAAAUCUGGACUGACAACAUAAAUAACCCGUUUUUAUGCAUCAUUUGACUCCCUUUCUUUUCUCUUUAUAUAACCUGAAUAUAGCUUUUACCUUGUACUUUGUAAUUUAUGGUUAUUAAUUUAAAAUAAGGACUAUUAUAUCUGGGAAUGAUUAACUUCCUUAAUGAGGUUUCUCUUAACUGAAGUGUUAAAUUUAUAUUGGAAAACAACCAUUUCUCAAUGUGUUUCUUUAAGACAGGUUCCAAGGCUUAAAACAAUGCUUCUACUGGUAAACAAACAGUUGGGGGAAAGUAGGUGUGCUGGUGAACAAUUACCACAUUUCAUUCAUUUUCAAUCUGUUUAAAAUUGCUUUUACAUAUUUUAUAUGAAUUUAUGCUGGCAGAAUUUCAUUUUAUUUUAAUAAUAAUUCCCAUUAGUCCAUAUUACUAUCUUACUUUGCAAUAUUUGAGUUUCACUAAUAUCAAGUCAAGCAUGUGUGAAUACAAUUGUUAAUAACAUAUUGUGGACUUUGUAUUGAUCCCUUUAUUUGUAAAAUGUUAAAACCAAAUGUUUUAAAACACUGAAAGUUAGUUUUCUUGACGUGUACUGCAUUUUGCUUUCUAAGAAAGUUCAAUUUUUCUGGUUAUCGUUCAGUUCUAUAAGUGUCCUUGUAUGUUAUGCUGUUCUUCUGGAAACAGUUCUAUUUGUUUUGCACCACAGCUCCAGCUAUCACAGGAUCUGGGAUCAUGAUUGCAUCACAUUGAGUCAUGGUCAUGUGAUCGCAAUUUCUGAUGUACUUUGCCAGUUUUUCACAAACAAAGUGAAUUGGAAAACUGGCAGGAAGUCAGAAGUCACAAUUACAUGAAGUCCUCAGUUAACAACAGCAAUUGAAACUGCUAAAAUUGCCAUUACUAAACAAUCUGAUCAUGUAAUGCUUUACUGUCAUUUCACAUAACAAUGGAGUUCUCAGUUCCAAUUGUCUGAAGAUUACCCGUAAUAACUUCAAAACAUUCUGACUAAAAUAAGAAUCAAGACAACUUUAUGCCUACUAGGAUUUUAAACAGUUUUACUGCAUAAUGUUAAACACACAUGUGAUUUGCUCAAAAAAUUGUUUACUUAAGUUGCAUAUAAAAUGUACCUUUCAGCAAUGCAAUGGAGAACCAAUUCUACUCUUCCUUUUUUACAAUAGGUAUUACAUCUUAAAUAUAGAGAAGUUGGAUCUUAGGUUGGUAAAAUCUAAAGAUCACUAAUUUACUGUAAUAAAUUGUUCGGCUGCAA